Messenger RNA from Ostrinia furnacalis (Asian corn borer), 1062 nucleotides. Its product is annotated as N-acetylneuraminate lyase. Bases 105 to 1013 code for a protein of 302 amino acids. The transcript is spliced from 7 exons. Gene Ontology annotation, molecular function: lyase activity. NCBI's taxonomy places the organism in Eukaryota, Metazoa, Arthropoda, Insecta, Lepidoptera, Crambidae. The record is from RefSeq and is a predicted model, not a curated record.
UUGUUUAGGUGUGAGCGUACUGGAGCUACGUACGUACUAAAUGAAAUCGGUUUAGUAGUGUUACAAACGUGUUGCGAGGCGAUCUUUCUUCUUUCAAAUCCAACAUGGUAGUUUUUACAGCAAGCGGGCUUAUGCCCCCAGUAUUUACGCCUCUGAAUGACGAUCUCACCGUCAACUAUGGGGCCAUUCCAGCGUAUGCUAAAUACUUAGCAGAAAAUGGCAUCAAAUCUGUGCUGGUGGGGGGCACUACAGGAGAGAAUAUGUCCCUCAGUGUGGCGGAAAGGAAGAAGCUGGUCGACGCGUGGGUGACCGCUGGAAGGACCAACGGGCUCCACGUUAUGGUGCAAGUGGGCGGAGCGCCGCUGGCUGAUGUUUUAGAUCUGGCUCAAUAUUGCGAGAAGGCAGGAGCGGAUUCCCUCCUGACGCUCCCAGAGCUUUACUUCAAGCCACAGACCGUGCCUGAGUUAGUCUUCUACGUGGAACAGGUGGCAAAGGCCGCGCCCAACUUGCCUGUGCUGUAUUACCACAUCCCUAGCAUGAGCAAGGUUGAAAUAAACAUGCCGGCAUUCGUGACUGCGGCUACUGAACGCAUACCAAACUUCAAGGGCCUCAAGUUCACUUCCAACGACUUGAGCGAAGCCGCUCAGGUCUUGAGGAGCCUGAAGAAAGGCCAGGAGAUGUUCUUGGGGGCUGACACUUUGCUGGCCCCCGCUGCUCUCCUCGGCAUCAAAUCCAGCAUAGGAACCACUUUCAGUCUCUUCCCUCGUCUGGCGCAGGAAAUCGUCCAAGCGGUUGAGAAUAACCAAGUUGUUAAAGCCAAGGAGUUGCAGGAGAAACUCUGUCUGGCGAUCGAAGCACAUACCCCUGAAGGUCCAUGGGUGCCAAUUAUGAAAGCUGGGAUGGAAAUUGUAACUGGAAUCAAGGUCGGCCCUCCGUCUCUCCCUCAGAGGCCUCUUUCGAAUGAAGCCAGGGAACGAAUUGCGAACAAACUGAAGAAGCUGAGUUUGACAUAAAGUUGUACCGAGAGUUUUUUAUGCUAUUGUAAAUAAAAUCGUUAUCAUU